AUGAGUUCCAAGUAUGAUCGCGUUAAGAUAAAAGUGCACCUUGGUGGCGAGCACUACUACAUACUGUCACGCUUCCUUCUCUCGAAGAUGCUGACAUUCUGUAAACUUCCAACAACCGCGGCCGCGCGUGUGAGCUUGGCGCUCAAGAAAUUCUUUGUCGAUCAAGAGAAACUUGAAAUAACGCAGGCGGAACUGGAGACUGCUACAUUCUGCACGAUGGCGCAGUACGGGUACGGUGAGGCGCAUGCGCGACUCUUUCCACUGAUGACGCGCUUCUACAUUGAGCGAGUUCCCCUCGUUAUCCUCAUCGCUGGGAGCGGUUGUUGUGGCAAGACCGCCAUUGCGCAUAGCCUCAGCUCUAAGCUCAACACCCACAAUGUUGUUAGCACGGAUGUGUUGCUCGAUAUUCUCACUGCGAUCCACAAUAAUUUUCCCACAGCGAGCACCACAGGUGAUGGGGAAUUUGACUUUGGUCGCACGUGGCCACAACCAGACGAGCGGGCGCUGUGGCUUCGUGAGACGGAAACGGAGGAAGAGUUCAUUUGCCUCUGGCGUGCGUGGGCGGAGGCUCUUCACCCGCUCGUCGUAGAGGAGCUACAGAAGGCGCUGACGGAGGGAAAAGUCCUUCUCGUGGAGGGCAGUCUCCUCAACCUCGCCCUUUACCGAGAGUAUCUUCUACCAGAGUUCCAGCGGCGCCACGGCGCCAUUGUUGUGGCUUUUCACGUGACGUCUGACGAAGCGUCGCGUCAGUUCACGGUGGAGCGUUUUGUGUCAGCACGUCUCGCCAUGCUUCCGUCCACCCACAGGAACGAUGAUGCCGUCGCUGUGGAGUGGGUGAUGCGCCGACUGAAGGCCAUUGAGGCGGAGCAGCUCCAAACCCUUGCGAGUAGAGGUGGUGGUAUGCGGCUCUGCCGCAUCGACGAGAGGUGGGACGGCAGCUUUACACCAAACCCACAUGAUGCGUGCAGCUUCAAUGGAGAGCUUAGUGUCGACAGCAGUGCGUGUGUAUCGCCAGGUGUCGGCCCGCCGGAUAGUGCAGCUGAAGAGAUGCUGCCUGUUUAUCUCGUAACGUACUCCGUGGAGACGGCUGCAAGGCCCCAAGAGGUGAUGCAAGAGUUGCUUCUGGAAAGAAUAAGGGCUGAGCUCCACCAGCGGCAUUCGUAG
Messenger RNA from Trypanosoma grayi, 1164 nucleotides. RefSeq names its product ATP/GTP nucleotide-binding protein. Lineage: Eukaryota; Euglenozoa; Kinetoplastea; Trypanosomatida; Trypanosomatidae. The coding region runs from base 1 to 1164 and encodes 387 amino acids. The record is from RefSeq and is a predicted model, not a curated record. The transcript has a single exon.